Messenger RNA from Acanthoscelides obtectus, 678 nucleotides. The record is from the annotation of a GenBank genome assembly. NCBI's taxonomy places the organism in Eukaryota, Metazoa, Arthropoda, Insecta, Coleoptera, Chrysomelidae.
AUGUUUAAUAACAGUAACGUGCAUCGAAAAUAUGUUCUAGAACUUGUAGCUAAAUUUCGGGAAACUGGGUCAGUCGCCAAUAAAAAACGCAACAUUGAAAAUCCCAUAAGGAACGAAGCAAUAGAAGUGGGUACCCGCAAAUUGGAGACUGUGUGUGGUGUUAGUCGACGUACUGUCCAACGGAUUCUAAAGGCCCAUAGUUUUCAUCCGUAUAAAAUUCACCUGAAUGAUCGGCGGUACAUUGCGAAUAGGUUGAUGUUCCAACAGGAUGGUGCCCCACCACACGCAUUACGUGUUCGACAAUAUUUAGAUCAGACGUUUCCAGAUCGAUGGAUUGGUAGAAGAGGUGCCAUUGAAUGGCCCCCAAGAUCGCCAGAUUUAUCACCUUUGGAUUUCUUUAUGUGGGGUCAUUUAAAAAGCAAAAUCUAUGCUACUCAGCCAACAUCAUUAGAAGACCUGCGAAGAAUUGUGAAUGAGUGCCUUCAAAUUACUCCUCAAAUAUUGCAAAAUGUGCGGCAACGUUUUGAGCAAAAUCUUAUUAUUGCAUGGAGAGUCAUGGUGGCCAUUUUCAACAUUUACUUGCCUAACGGGUCAGUUCAUUCUUCAUUUUUAAAUUACUUUGCUGCCAAAUGUAUUGAUCCCACUAAUGAUGAUGUAUUAGUUUUAUUUAAGCUUUAA